AUUAAUGGCAUCAGGUCGUCCCUAUCGCACUAUUGGUAGGUGCGAUAAGGACGGCUUGAUGUUUUUAUCAUUUAUCGCGCGAGCAAUGCCUGCCUAGUCGCACGCACGGUACGCAUUCAUUAUUUACUGGCAGUCAUGGCCGGUCGUGUUUUCUUUCGCAACUCGUUUCCCGCGAUUAUUGUUCGAAAAAAACAUGUGUGGUCUAAUGGAAAUGUUGUCAAGUCACCUUGCAAAGAUAUAGUUAUACCGGAGUGUAGUGUGAACGAGUUUGUUUGGCGAAAUUUGGAUAGAUGGGAGAAGAAAACUGCUACGGAAUGUGCUAUUACGCAUAGAAGUUACACAUACGGGCAGCUGCACAAGUUAAGUCGGACCCUCGCCGCCAACCUAAGGAAGAAAUUCGGGAUAAGUGAUAGAGAUACAGUUGGCCUCAUAUCUCCUAAUUCACCAGAAUAUCCUAUAGUUACAAUUGGAACAUUGGCGGCUGGAGCGACGCUUACUACUUUUAGCCCUUUUUACACUGCAUAUGAAAUACAAACACAAAUCCAGCAAUCAGGAUUAAAACUAAUCUUUGCUCAUCCUGACACAAUAACAGCCGUACAAGAAGCAUUGCUACUUAGCAAGAAACAAAUCCCAGUCGUCAGUUUAGACUCAGGAGCCACCAGAGCUGACGGAACAGUAUCAUUUAAUGAACUGGUAGAGGACAACCAUGUAGAUUUAGACAUUUUGAAGAAGGUCAACCUCAAAACAAGUGAUGUUGCGUUCUUGCCGUAUUCAAGCGGGACCACUGGGCUGCCGAAGGGAGUGGAACUGACUCAUAGGAACAUCGUGGCCAAUUGUGCACAACAGGAUACAGAAUUGAAGCAUUAUAUUCGCGAUGCUCCAUACCAAGAGAACCAGCUAGUAGUGCUACCCAUGUACCACUGCUACAGCCUGGUCAUAGCAAUGGUUCACAAGCUAAGUGUCGGGAUCAAGCUGCACGUGCUGCCAAAGUUCCAGCCCGACCCCUUCCUGCAGGCUAUGCGGAGUAACAGAAUAAAUAUCCUGUAUGUGGCGCCACCCAUGGUGCUGUUCCUCGGUUCACAUCCCCAAGUAACUUCUGAGAUAUUCGACCACAUCACUUGCAUGAUGUGUGGAGCUGCGCCAUUGGCUCGAGCCGAUAUCGAUAAGAUGUUUGCCAAAGCGAAGCGCGAAGUGGAGUUUGCCCAGGGGUACGGUUUGACAGAGGUAUCACCGCUGGCCACUGCAAACCCCCUCGGAGCCAGGGACUACAUGACCGCAGGCAGUGCGCUGCCUAACGUGGAGUUGCGAGUCGUUGAUGGAGAAAUGAGAAACUUGGGUCCUAAUGAAGUGGGAGAGUUAUUAAUAAAGGGACCAAACGUCAUGAAGGGCUACAAGGACAAUCCCGAGGCCAACAACCAGGUGUUCAUGGAGGACGGUUGGCUUCGGACGGGAGAUCUUGCCUCUCUCGACGAGAACGGCCGAGUUGUUAUCGCUGAUAGAUUGAAAGAACUAAUAAAGGUAAAAGGAUAUCAAGUACCACCAGCUGAACUAGAAAAUGUCAUAAAACAGCAUCCAGCAGUUUUCGACGCAGCAGUAAUAGGUGUUCCUGAUUCUUAUUCAGGAGAGAGGCCAAAAGCCUUCGUGAUGCUAAAAGAGAAAACCAAUGUAAGCGAGAAAGAAAUAACGGACUUUGUUAAUAAAAGGGUAGCACACUACAAAAAUGUUAAAGAUUUGACAUUUAUUGAUAAUAUACCGAAAAGUCCGUCUGGGAAAGUGUUACGGCGCGUAUUGAAAGAUAUAUAAAACAAAAUCCAUCCGUCCAUUUCGUGAUGAAUACUUUUAUUAUGUCAUUUCAUUUGUCAAUCUUGUCAUCACUUUCCGCCGCCCAAAUCUCAAGCAAGGUAGUUCUCAAUUCGUCUGUAUGUUUUUUUAAAUGUUUGUUUCACGUUAUAUUAAACAUGUUAAACAUGUAAAAUCGGGUAACUCACGUAAAAUUGUCGAAGGUCGCUCCGAUCGACAUGUUUCGCUCCGUAACGAGGAGCAUUUUCAUUGAGCACGCGCGAUGCCGAUGAUAUCACGACGCAGACUAAUAAAAUCUACGUCGUUACUGGACCGA
Molecule: messenger RNA, 2116 nt
Organism: Leguminivora glycinivorella
Lineage: Eukaryota; Metazoa; Arthropoda; Insecta; Lepidoptera; Tortricidae
Product: 4-coumarate--CoA ligase 1-like
Exons: 8
Coding region: 136-1803 (555 amino acids)
Biological process (GO): fatty-acyl-CoA biosynthetic process; long-chain fatty acid metabolic process
Cellular component (GO): mitochondrion
Molecular function (GO): long-chain fatty acid-CoA ligase activity
Source: RefSeq, a predicted model, not a curated record